Coffea arabica (coffee) is the source of this 1119-nucleotide messenger RNA. RefSeq lists its product as uncharacterized. Lineage: Eukaryota; Viridiplantae; Streptophyta; Magnoliopsida; Gentianales; Rubiaceae. The record is from RefSeq and is a predicted model, not a curated record.
AUGGAAGAGCUAUAUUGGAUUCAGAAGGCUAGGAUAAAAUGGUUAAAGGAAGGGGACAAGAAUACUAGCUAUUUUCAUGCAAGAGUGAUUGAAAUCUUACAAGGAGUCCCACAAACUAUCACUGCUGAGACGAACAAGAAGCUAACCAGGAAAGUCACAGAUCAGAAAAUUAGUCAUGCUAUCUUUGCAAUGCAACCAAACAAAUCUCCAGGGCCAGAUGAUGACUCAUUGAUUUUUUGCAAAGCAAGUGCUGAAGAGGCAGGCCAACUGAGGAGAAUACUAGAUCUGUACAAACAAGCUUCUGGUCAGCUAAUCAAUGUAGAGAAAUCAUCACUGUUCUUCAGUAGGAAUGUGAGUAAUAGGCAAAGAGAAUGGGUGAUGAGAGAGCUGCAGGGAAUAAAGGAAGUUCUGCAAAGCAAGUACCUGGGACUGCCUUUGGUCAUUAGGAGAUUCAAGAGACAAGUUUUUGACUUUAUAAGGCAAAAAACAAUAGCAAGGCUAAAGGGAUGGAAACAGAAAUUACUGAGUCAAGCUGGGAAAGAAGUAUUGCUCAAGUCUGUCAUAAUGGCUUUGCCUACCUAUGUCAUGUCCUGUUGCCUUUUGCCAAAGGCUUUGUGCAAGGAAAUAUGCUCAAAAAUGGCAAAGUAUUGGUGGGGGCAGAAGGAAAAUGAACAUAAGGUUCAUUGGCUAAGCUGGGGAAAGAUGACAGAAGUUAAAGCAGAAGAAGGGCUAGACUUUAGAGAGUUGCAUGAGUUUAUCUUGGCUUUGUUGGCAAAGCAACUUUGGAGAAUUCUGACUAAGCCUAACUUACUAGACAAAGAGCUGCUGGACGAGAGAAUAAGGAAGCAAGUAGGAGAUGGGAAAUCUAUAAACAUAUGGGAGGAUAGAUGGCACCCAGAAAUUGAAGAUGGAAGAGUCAAGACUAGGAAUGUGGAGGGUAUAGAGGUAGAGAGAGUGUGUGAGUUCAUCAAAAAUGGAAUGUGGGACAAAGAAUUGAUUGCUCAGGGUACAAAUUGGCAAAAAACAGGAAAAGGAGCGAAGAUCAAUGGUGGCCAGGGGCAGAAUCCAGCUGCAGGAAAAAAAAUGCAACACAGACUUGGAAUUUCUUAUAGGGAUUGA